AUGACGUUCCUCAGGGUGGCCGUGUUUGCCCUCGUUCUACACGUGGCGUUAGUUCGAGCCGGUUAUGGAUGUACCGGUUGCCGCAGGGCGUCAGGAUGUGUCUGGAAUAUGUCUGGGAUGUCCAGCGAGAUGCUAACUCAGGCUAGCUGGGGAGAAGGAGGAAGCUCUCCCCGUGGCUUGGGUGGUGGCUUGGGUGGCGGCUACGGAGUCAGCGGCGGAGGCGGCGGAGGAGGCUUAUUGGGUGGCGGUGGCAGUUCUGCCGCCGGUCUCAUUGGCGCUGGCAUGGCGGGCGCUGGCCUUGGCAUUGGCUUGGGUGCUGCUUUGGGUGCUGCUGGCUCUCGCAGUGGUCAUAGUGGUGGCUCUGGCAGUGCACUAGGCACCGGACUUGGCACCGGACUUGGCACCGGACUUGGCACCGGACUUGGCACCGGACUUGGUGGCGCACAUGGUGGCGCACUUGGCGGUCGACUUGGCAGUGGACUUGGUGGUGUCUUUGGAGGGCACUCAGGUGGAGGCGCCAGCAUUGGUGGCAUUGGCGGCAGUGCCGGCCUUCGCCCCGGUGUUGGCCUUGGCACCAGUGGUAGCCUUGGCGCUGGUGCUAGCCCUGGCCCCGGUGUUGGCCUUGGUCCCAGUGUUGGCCUUGGUGCUGGUGGUAGCCUUGGCCCCAGUGUUGGCCUUGGUGCUGGUGGCAUUGGAGUCGGUGCUCCUAGCGCUGGUCUUGGCGUUGGUCUUGGAGGUGCGGGCGUCAGCACUGGUGGAAUUGGCGGUAGUGGCGGCCUUGGCCCCGGUGUUGGCCUUGGCACCGGUGUUGGGGUUGGUCCAAGUGGUAGCCUUGGCACCAGUGGUAGCGUUGGCACCAGUGGUGUUGGAGUCGGCGUUCCUGCCAUUGGUCUGGGCAGUGGUCUUGGAGGUAGCUUGGUGGGGUUAACCUCGGAGGAGCAGGUGGAGCAGCAGGCCGUGGGCCUGGCGGCCUGG
Messenger RNA from Rhipicephalus microplus (southern cattle tick), 975 nucleotides. RefSeq lists its product as uncharacterized. The record is from RefSeq and is a predicted model, not a curated record. NCBI's taxonomy places the organism in Eukaryota, Metazoa, Arthropoda, Arachnida, Ixodida, Ixodidae.